UGACAAGCAGACCCUGCGCAUGGCGGCAAUGGUCACCGUCCUGUUCCUUUUGGCCACGGCCUCAUGCGGCAUCGCAUUCGAUGUGGAGAAGCCCACUUCUCAGGGUUUCGUCGGCGGAAACCGGAUCGGAAUACUGGGUCGCACAGUAGAAGAGUACCGUGGCAUUCCGUACGCACAGCCCCCACUGGGAAGGCUACGCUUCCAACCACCCCAACCCCACCAGAAUUGGGAGGGUGUGGUGGACGCCACAAGCAGGAGGACUGCUUGCCCACAAGUCGUCAUUAGCCCCCUCCUGAGUGCCGGCGUGAACUUCACUGAGGACUGCCUGCACCUUAACGUCUGGACCCCUGUCGCGCGCAUCCAAACGCCCGCUCCUGUGCUCGUGUCAAUCCAUGGCGGAGGCUUUUCACACGGCUCCUCCAGCGUCGAAGUUUUCAAUGGCGCCAUCCUGGCCGCCAGAACUGGUUUCAUCGUCGUCUCCUUCAACUACAGGCUCGGCGUCCUCGGAUUCCUAGACGCGAACUCACCAGAGGCACCCGGUAACGUGGGCCUCAUGGACCAGAACUUGGCGUUGAGGUGGAUCCAGGAAAAUAUUCACCAUUUUAGAGGUGACCCAUCGAGAGUGACGAUUUUCGGGGAGAGCGCGGGAGGCAUGAGCGCCCAUGCUCACGUAAUCUCGCCAAUGAGCAGCGGCCUCUUCAAGACGGCGUGCCUUAUGAGCGGAACGCUACACAGUCGAGAUUUUGUCGAGCCCGUGAGCGAGAGCGUCCACAAAGGCAACGCUGUUGCUGUGGCUGUCGGUUGUGCCGAUGGUAACACUAGCUUGGCCUCCCACCCAGAAUCAGUGGUGGCCUGCCUGCGAACCAAAAGUGCCGACGAACUCGUGCUUGCGGCGAGCGAAAAGCUCGCGCCCAAGAUAUUCCCGUUCGUGCCGACAUUUCCCAACGAAUUCCUGCCAAACGAUCCGGCUGUAGCGGUGAAAGAAGGCUUGUUCAACCCUGUCGACCUAAUAGUCGGAGUGACCACGGACGAGGGAGCCAUAGCACUGUUGUACCCUCCCAGGCUGCAACUGUUGGCAGAGAGGAUUGAAGGCCUCGAAGAGGAGUCAUUCAACAGGUCUAUCCACGAGAGUAUCUUCUCCUGGCUGAAGACGAACUCCUCGAAGAACCUCGCCCCAUACACUUCUGAAGUGUGCGACAAGGCUUCCCUGAGGCGUGCGUACGUGGACUUUCUCUCGGACAACACCUUCGUGUGCCCCAAGCACUUCACGGCCGAGGGUCAUUCCGAACACGGUCACUCGGUGUACUCCUACGUCUUUGCCUACAUGUCAGCAAAAAGUGACCUGCCAACGUGGAUGGGCACGCCGCAUAGUUGGGACUUGGGCUACAUACUAGGAUUCCCCCUCGUUAACCAGGAGCAAUUCGACGCCAAAGACGCUGCCAUGUCCCAGACUUUCAUCAAUGUGCUGUCAACCUUUGCUGACACUGGGGUGCCCCAACUGCCAAUGGGGAAGCAAUGGCCAAAGUACACCGCAGCCAACCCGGUUUCCGUCUUCAUGGACAACGACAAUAUUACAGACGUCAUCGGUUUCCGUAGAAAUUACUGCAAUGCCUGGAGGCCUGGCCCACAAAAUUAGGAAUGCAUUCGAGAUUGAAGCGUCACGUAUGAUCAAAGUUUUCCUACGGUGGAAAGACGCAACCUAUAGGUUCGUCGAUGAACCGCACCACGUGCGUUUCGCAGUUUAAAAUAGAUUAACUCUGCCAUUAUCUCAGACACAAAAUCAUUGCGACGCAAUAAAAUGACUCUAAAUACCAUUUUUGUCAG
Messenger RNA from Dermacentor silvarum, 1824 nucleotides. Its product is annotated as cholinesterase 1. Gene Ontology annotation, biological process: acetylcholine catabolic process; choline metabolic process. Gene Ontology annotation, cellular component: plasma membrane. Lineage: Eukaryota; Metazoa; Arthropoda; Arachnida; Ixodida; Ixodidae. The record is from RefSeq and is a predicted model, not a curated record. Gene Ontology annotation, molecular function: acetylcholinesterase activity. The transcript has 3 exons. Bases 20 to 1636 code for a protein of 538 amino acids.